Penicillium chermesinum is the source of this 3447-nucleotide messenger RNA. Its product is annotated as DDB1/RSE1 family protein. Gene Ontology annotation, cellular component: nucleus; site of double-strand break. The transcript is spliced from 5 exons. The record is from RefSeq and is a predicted model, not a curated record. The coding region runs from base 1 to 3447 and encodes 1148 amino acids. NCBI's taxonomy places the organism in Eukaryota, Fungi, Ascomycota, Eurotiomycetes, Eurotiales, Aspergillaceae. Gene Ontology annotation, biological process: proteasome-mediated ubiquitin-dependent protein catabolic process; DNA repair. Gene Ontology annotation, molecular function: nucleic acid binding; protein binding.
AUGGCGUACGUGGUGCCCAUCCACCGGGCCAGCGGAAUCCGACACGCCGUAAAGCUGAACUUCAUUGCCGCAGAAGAAGACUGUCUGGUAGCAGCAAAAGCGAAUCGCCUUGAAUUCUACACCCUCACCCCCGAUGGCCUUACACUCACCGCUACUCGGGAACUAUAUGCGCAGGUGACGAUGCUCGCGCGGCUGCCCGCUCCGGCUCAUUCGACGACAGACCACCUCUUUGUCGGAACGGACCAGUAUUCAUAUUUCACCCUGGCAUGGGAUGCGGAGGAACGCGCUGUGACGACGGCGCGUAGUUUCGUCGAUAUUUCGGAGCCGUCGUCCCGGGAAUCGCAAUCGAAUCCACGAUGCCUGGUUGAUCCCACCGGCCGGUUCAUGACGGUGGAGGUGUACGAGGGCGUGAUCGUGGUAAUACCGAUUGUGGAGGCGACAAAGCGGAGGGGUCGCGUGUCGCAGGCGGCGCAGCAAGCGGAUGCACCGCACGUGGGCGAGCUGGGGGAGCCGACGGCAUCGAGAAUCGACGAGUUGUUUGUUCGGUCGUCUGCUUUCUUGCAUUCUAGCUCGAAUCAGCCGUGGCUGGCGCUGCUGUAUGAGGACAAUCAGAAGAAAGUGCGGUUACGGAUUCGAGAGCUGGAGUACAGUCGGGCUACGUCGAGUGGACCGGCGGAUGCUACUUUUAAGGAGGUGCAGGACAAGAAGCUUGAAGGAGGCGUCUUUGGGCAUGAGCUGGAUCUGGGAUCUUCACAUCUGAUUCCUAUCCCUGCGCCACUAGGUGGGCUUAUUGUCCUGGGCGAAACGUCAAUCAAGUACAUUGAUGAUAAUGCGAAUGAUGUGAUCUCCCGGGAGCUUGACGAGGCAACGAUCUUCGUGGCCUGGGAGAAGGUCGACAGUCAACGAUGGCUUCUAGCUGAUGACUACGGCCGACUAUUUUUCCUUAUGUUUAUCCUCGACCAUCUCGGCAAUGUCGAGGAUUGGAAGCUAGACUACCUCGGUGAUUCCCAGGUCCUUCGAAUUAGCGAUGGCUCGUUCGAGGUCAUCCAAACAUUGUCCAACAUAGCGCCCAUUCUCGACUUUACUGUCAUGGAUCUGGGUAGCCGCUCAAAUGAGAGCCAGACACAUGAGUUCUCAUCCGGCCAGGCACGGGUAGUAACUGGGUCUGGUGCCUUUGAAGAUGGAACCUUGCGCAGUGUUCGUAGUGGAGUUGGCAUGGAGGAGCUUGGUGUCCUAGGGGAGAUGGAUCAUAUCACAGAUCUAUGGGGAUUGCAGUCCCAAUCAGCCGGGUCAUUUAUGGAUACUCUUCUUGUCACCUUUGUGGAUGAAACACGCGUGUUCCGCUUCAGCCCUGACGGUGAAGUUGAGGAGCUAGACAAUUUCCUGGGGCUCUCCUUGGAUGAGAAUACUCUUCUAGCAGCGAACUUGCCGGGAGGUCGAAUCCUACAAGUGACUGAGAAGAGGGCCAUGAUAGCCGAAGUGGAGAGUGGCAUGGUUACCUUUGAGUGGGCACCUUCUACAGAAAACACCAUCACUGCGGCCUCGGCCAACGAUGAAAACUUAGUUCUUGUCAUUGGGGGCCAGGUGUUGGCAUCCUUUGAUAUUCGGAGUAGUGCGCAGAUUAUCACAGAGAAGGACUUCGGCCACGAUCAGCAAAUCUCGGGCGUGACAGUUCCAUACAAGCCCUCAGGGAUCUGUAUUGCAGGGUUCCCCCAGUCGGCCAAGGUGUCUGUUUUGGACAUAGAUGGGUUCUCCGAGCUUCAGACAAAGUCCUUAGGCCCACCGGGCGAAGCGUUCCCCCGACUUGUCCUUGUGGCCGAUGUCCUUGCUGAUAGCCCACCUACGCUUUUCAUUUCCAUGGCCGAUGGCAGUGUCAUCACUUUCUCCUUUAACCCGCAAGACUACUCUCUCACGGGUAUGAACAAGCUGAUCCUCGGAUCGGAGCAGCCAAGUUUCAAGACACUUCCCAGGGGAGACGGGCUGUACAACGUUUUCGCUACUUGCGAAAACCCAAGUCUGAUUUAUGGCUCUGAGGGCCGAAUCAUUUACUCAGCAGUCAACUCCGAAGGCGCCUCUCGCAUUUGCCACUUAAAUGCUGAAGCAUAUCCCGAAUCGGUUGCCGUGGCCACUGCGCGGGACCUUAAAAUUGCAUUGGUGGACAAGGAACGAACUACGCAGAUCCAGACGCUUCCCAUGGGAUCGACUGUCCGCCGCGUCGCCUACUCUCCGUCCGAAAAGGCAUUUGGAAUUGGAACAAUCGAUCGUAAGCUGGAAGACGGCGUCGAAAUCGUCAAAAGUCAGUUUGUGCUGGCCGACGAAAUCUUGUUCCGACGCUUGGAUACGUUCGACCUUCAACCGGAAGAAUUGAUUGAAAGUGUCAUCCGUGCUGAGUUCCCAGCCGGGAAAGAUGAAAGUGGAAGAGACACUGUCAAGGACCGCUUCAUCAUCGGCACGGCCUACCUUGACGAGGAAAAGGACAAAAAUGAUGAAUCAAUACGUGGCCGAAUACUGGUCCUUGAAGUUGACCAUGGGCGCAAGUUGACCCAGGUCGCUGAACAGCUGGUCAAGGGUGCAUGCCGAGCUCUGGCCACCCUGGGCGACAAGAUCGUUGCCGCACUAGUGAAGACUGUGGUCGUUUACAAGGUGCUCAACAAUGACUUUGGGUCUAUGAAUAUUGAGAAGCUUGCAACCUACCGGACCUCAACGGCACCAGUUGAUCUGACCGUGGUUGACGACGUCAUAGUGGUAGCAGAUCUCAUGAAGAGCGUUUGUCUUGUGAAGUUUGUUCCUGGCAAAGACGGAACUCAAGAUAAACUGGAGGAGAUUGGCCGACACUACCAGACAGUCUGGAGCACGGCCGUCGCUUCUUUAGACGAGAACACCCUUCUUCUGAGCGAGGCCCAAGGCAAUGUUAUUGUACUGUCACGUAACACACAAGGCGUGACUGAUCAAGAUAAACGCCGGCUGAUCCCAACAAGCGAGAUUUGCUUAGGAGAAAUGGUCAACCGCAUUCGCCCCAUUCAAAUCCCCCAGCUGGCAACCGUGACAGUGACACCACGGGCUUUUAUGGCAACUGUACGCUCUUCCAAGUCUCCUUGUUUCCCGUUCGAAAGUUUACAUACUAACCGAUCUUCCGUCCUGCAGGUGGAGGGAUCCAUUUACCUCUUCGCGCUCAUUAAUCCAGAUCACCAAGACUUCUUAAUGACCCUUCAGACAGUGAUUGCCGAAAAGGUGGAAUCACUCGGAGAUCUGCCAUUCAACAGUUUCCGCGCAUUCCGCACUCUCACACGUACAGCGGAUGCGCCCUACCGAUUUGUCGAUGGCGAGUUGAUCGAAAGGUUCUUGACCUGCGAGCCAGAUCUCCAAGAAGAGAUUGUGACAGAGGUAGGAUCUGGCAAUGUAGAGGAUGUGAAGGGCAUGAUCGAGGCCUUGCGACGGUUACAUUGA